AUGGCAGCACCAGCUGUCAGAUUGGGAUCUCAGUGUUCAAGCGUCCAGCCGAAAGAUUACAGGGUUGUCAAUCAUGGAGGUCCUUCUCUCUUCAGAGAUAUAUAUGUGUCUGAGUUCAUUACUUGUCCAGACGGUCGCCAAGCUGAGCUGACGAACGCAGUCAAUGUGGGAGACACCAGGGAGGAUGGUGAAAUUGCCGGGGGGCCUAGAGAUAUACACUUCGCUGAGGAGUUUGCCUCUCCGUAUAAUCUCUUUACGAUAAAUGACGUUUGCGGGCUGGGUCUUGAAUUCGAUGCUUACGGCCACUCAUACACGUUCUCGAGAACAGAAACCUAUGCUUGGGGCGUCUACAACGCUUCAACUCAUCAAUUCGACGACCUCACAAUAUGGAGAUGCAACUACACCUGGGAAGAAGUUGCCACCGAAGUGAACCUCAAAGUUCUCAACGGGGAUUUUGUGUUGGAUUCGACGAGACCACCGAGGCCAGAUGAGUCAACCAUGAGACCGUUGGACCCUACCUUCAACAUUCCACCAAUUGGCUACGAGUUUGACGACCUGUCCGUAGGCAGCGCCCAGCCAUCAGUGGAACUGGACUGGGAACUCGCUGGUUCAAAGAACGAUCAGUUUGGCGUCUUAUUUGAACCGCACGGCCCGUUCUCAGCCCAAGACCUUCGCAACUCAGAAAAGGAAGACGCCAUCGUCAAGAAACUUGGUCACAACUACGCCCUCGUCGCAGCCCAACUAGCCAACCUCGAAAAUCGCUUCACCAUGACUGAGAGCUCUGCAGACCGUGCUCCUCCACUCAACGGCCUUCCGAAGCUCAACGCAACGAUUACUGACAACGAGCGACGUCGUCUCAGACAGAAGUCGGGGGUGGCCUGGGCUCUUACCACAAUAAUGGCAUCAGUAGUUCUGACUGACAUUUGGGCGCUGCUCUCCACAGCGUCGCGUCAUUACCUACGGAAAGCUCUGCCGCUGGAUAUGGACGUGAAAGGACUUGCCCCAAGUGGUUUCAAUAGCAUGGCGGCGAUGUUUGUCUUGCUCAAGGACUCGAAUAUCUGGGCAUAUCUUCCAGACGACGUGGAACGGCUGUCUUCCAAAAGGCUUUACGACCAUGUGGCCGACCUGAAGUUCCGGCUGGGCUGGUUUUAUCGGGCGGAGGACCAAUCUAGAGUCUUCACCGUGGGUGUGAUUGGAGAUCCAGGGUUCAUGUUUCUUGGGCCGAAGAAGGGCACAGCCAAGGAAGGGCCGCUGGUUGCACCGUAG
Messenger RNA from Colletotrichum siamense, 1266 nucleotides. RefSeq lists its product as uncharacterized. The record is from RefSeq and is a predicted model, not a curated record. Lineage: Eukaryota; Fungi; Ascomycota; Sordariomycetes; Glomerellales; Glomerellaceae. The transcript has a single exon. Bases 1 to 1266 code for a protein of 421 amino acids.